UAGGGAGUUGCACUAUAUUAUUUCGCGAAUGUCUCCGCACCGCUGGAGCUCGUGCUGUGGUCAGGGCCAUCUUUGGUCGUUCUCGCCGGUCGCACCACAGUCAGUGAUCAAUUGUGAUACGUGUCAAAUUAUUUGAGCGAUAAUUGUUUCCAAAGAGGUCGUUUUGCCGCUAAUAGGACAAAAGACUCGUUCUGCAUAAACAUUUCGUUGCAUCAACACCGUUUUACUGAAAUUUGGCUAAAGACGGGAGAUCCACUGUAAUACAACAUGGAUGAGGAAUAUGAUGUUAUCGUAUUGGGCACCGGACUCACAGAAUGUAUUCUCUCUGGGAUCAUGUCUGUGAAUGGGAAGAAAGUUUUGCAUAUGGACAGAAAUCCAUACUACGGAGGUGAAAGUUCCUCCAUCACACCCCUGGAGGAGCUCUAUAAGAGAUUUGGGAUUUCAGACAGCCCCCCAGAGUCAAUGGGCCGGGGAAGAGACUGGAAUGUGGAUCUUAUUCCUAAAUUUUUAAUGGCCAAUGGUCAGUUAGUUAAGAUGCUUCUAUACACGGAAGUCACCAGAUAUCUUGACUUCAAAGUGGUCGAGGGAAGCUUCGUGUAUAAAGGAGGGAAAAUCUACAAAGUGCCCUCUACUGAGACAGAGGCACUGGCUUCAAACCUAAUGGGAAUGUUUGAGAAGAGACGUUUCCGCAAGUUCCUAGUUUUCGUGGCCAACUUUGAUGAGAACGACCCGAAGACUUUUGAAGGCGUUGAUCCCAAACUCACAACGAUGGGAGAUGUGUACAAGAAGUUUGACCUGGGUCAGGACGUGGUCGACUUCACGGGACAUGCCCUGGCCCUCUACAGGACAGACGAUUACCUUGAGCAGCCGUGUCUGGAGACCAUCAAUAGGAUCAAGCUCUACAGUGAGUCUCUGGCACGCUACGGGAAGAGCCCAUACCUGUACCCUCUGUACGGACUGGGGGAGCUGCCUCAAGGGUUUGCUAGGUUAAGUGCAAUUUAUGGAGGAACCUACAUGCUGAACAAACCAGUGGAUGAGAUAGUGAUGGAGGGAGGACACGUGGUGGGCGUGAAAUCAGAGGGAGAGGUUGCCCGUUGCAAGCAGCUCAUCUGCGACCCUAGCUACAUCCCGGACCGCGUGCACAAAGUCGGCCAGGUGAUCCGGGUCAUCUGCGUCCUCAGCCAUCCCAUUAAAAACACUAAUGAUGCCAAUUCCUGCCAGAUCAUCAUCCCUCAGAACCAGGUUAACCGCAAAUCAGAUAUCUAUGUUUGCAUGAUCUCCUACGCCCAUAAUGUGGCGGCUCAGGGGAAGUACAUCGCUAUUGUGAGCACCACUGUGGAAACCUCUGACCCUGAAAUCGAAAUCGAACCUGCUCUCGAACUCCUGGAGCCCAUUGACCAAAAGUUUGUGGCCAUCAGUGACAUGUAUGAACCCACAGAUGAUGGUACAGAGAGCCAGGUUUUUGCAUCGCGCUCCUACGAUGCCACCACUCAUUUUGAAACAACUUGUAACGACAUCAAGGACAUCUACAAGCGCAUGACAGGCAGCGACUUCGACUUUGAGAACAUGAAGCGUAAACAGAACGACGUCUUCGGCGAGGACGAGCAGUGAGGGGUGGAUGAGUGACGGAGGAGUGGAGAGGCAAUGAUCAGGUGGAGGGAGAGAUGAGGCGAGCUGAACGGGAUUUACCUGGCUGGGUUCAGAGGUCACGCAGAACAGAAUCAACAACACUGUAAAACUCUUUCAGCCGACCUUAUCUUUCCCAGAGUGCUCUUUGCUCAUUGUCUCCACACCCCUCCCGUGUCUCUGUUCGGAUACUUACAGUUCAGCACACAGACACACAAACGCUCUAUCGCUCACAUUCCACAACUCUGCACUACAAACUGGGCUCACACCAACAUGCUAUUUAGAUUCUUACACAAGCAGUAUGUAUCGUUUGCGCAAAAUAUCCUGUUGAAGUGAAGCGUGUCUUUGUUCUCUGAAUAUCGUCUUUGACUGAAGCCCAUACAUGUGAACGAUUCCUUGAAUAUUGAAGGAGAAUAUUAUAUUAAAACGAUUUCUCAUCAACUUUCGUGAAGUACCCCCAACUGUCCUCAGACUGUUAGUUUAGCAUACUGUCGUCACUUUGACAUUUAACAGCUUCAUGUGAACACUACAGCAGCUUUCCUGUACUUCAGGAAAGGGUCACUGACAAACUUAUUGUAAGAUCACCAUUAAACACUAGAGUUUGACACCUGGAAAAAGGAUGUAAUAUAAUAUUUAAAACACAAAGUGGUACAAAAGUAAAUCUGACUUCGCUAGAUCCAGCAAUCAAAACCUGAGCUGACAGUUUCACAUCAUUGCACUUCCUAUUCACGAUCUUUCCGCUCUUUUAACGCACUGGUCUUUUUUUAUUAUUAUUGUUAGAUUUGUUUUUUUUACUAAAUUGAAUGAGAUGUAUAAUAUGCAGUAUAGAAGCAAACUGUAAGCCAUUAACUUAAAUUACAGUCUUUGUGCUAACUCUUAAAAAUGUUGUAUGACCUCACAAUUCCUGACCUUAUUCUACGUUCCUGCUGUCAUUCAUUUUGUUUGUAGUGAAAACGGAUAUGGACAUCUGUUAUCGAAUGAAAAUGUGUGCAAACAUGAGUCGAUCUCUUGGUCUGUUACUGGAAAUGAGUCUUAAGAACGUGGAAGCAAUGUUCACUCCCACAGCGGCAGAAGAAAUCGAUCAUGUGAAUUUAAUGAGUAUCAGAUCCUUUGGUAUUUGAUAGUAGCUGUAUCCGUUGAUAUUCUGGCUCUUGUAAACCAGGCUGAAUCUAAUCUACUAAAUACACAUGCUCUAACUUUGAAUUAUGAACACUACGCCUCUCUUUAUGUACUGUAAAGAUUCUCACUGCAUCAUGCAAUCAUUCUGCAUCUUUGAUUUCUGUUUUAUCUGUGAUUGACACGUGUAGUCUCUGCAUUUUCUCUUGGCUGUUAGAAACCACAAGAAGACAAACUUUGUAUUGAACAAUGACUGGUCGUUUUCACCAUUACUUAUAUCUCUAACCAUGCUUGUUUCGGUUUUCAAAUGAUUUGCAUUGGCAUCAAUAGUUAGUCUGGAGCAGAUGAUAAUGGUGUGCUGUUUGAACGCUCACUGUACAGCUUUCAGUGUAGAAUAUACAAGCAUUCUCAUGUUUUCCAUACUCACCUUUGCUGAGAAAAAGCCUUUGACUGUAGCCCCCCCCCCUUCAUUUUUAUGUAAAACAAGUGUGACAUUUUCAUUACAUUCUUGAAUUUUAUUGGGCCAAAGUCACUUAUGGCCUUAUAGACUCACAUAGAAACAUACAGGUCUUGAACUCUUUUCCUUCCAGUGCACAAAUUAGAUUGUGAACUAAUGAAUCUGGAAUCAAAUAGAAUUACGCUGCAUUGCUAAAUUGGUUAUGUUUUGCACCUCUCCAGCAUAUUGUUGCAUUUGUUUGGAUUAACUGUUUGUACUGUAUUUAUUUUCAUUUUGUCUUUCAUUUUCAACGGUGAAACAACUAAACAUCUUUAAAAAAAAAAAAA
Messenger RNA from Carassius auratus (goldfish), 3525 nucleotides. RefSeq names its product GDP dissociation inhibitor 1 (gene gdi1). The transcript has 11 exons. Gene Ontology annotation, cellular component: cytoplasm. NCBI's taxonomy places the organism in Eukaryota, Metazoa, Chordata, Actinopteri, Cypriniformes, Cyprinidae. Bases 268 to 1611 code for a protein of 447 amino acids. Gene Ontology annotation, biological process: vesicle-mediated transport; small GTPase-mediated signal transduction; protein transport. The record is from RefSeq and is a predicted model, not a curated record. Gene Ontology annotation, molecular function: Rab GDP-dissociation inhibitor activity.